Messenger RNA from Oryza brachyantha (malo sina), 2016 nucleotides. RefSeq names its product amino acid transporter AVT1C-like. The record is from RefSeq and is a predicted model, not a curated record. The coding region runs from base 85 to 1815 and encodes 576 amino acids. NCBI's taxonomy places the organism in Eukaryota, Viridiplantae, Streptophyta, Magnoliopsida, Poales, Poaceae. The transcript has 12 exons. Gene Ontology annotation, cellular component: plasma membrane.
CCUCCAUUGUUGCUGCAUUGUCUCGAUCUGCUUGAGGUUUAAUUACCUUAUUACGUGCUAGCUAGCUAGUUUGCUGGGUAGGAGAUGAACCACUCCGUGUCGGACCGGAGCUUCAUCAUCGACAGCGACGACGAGGACGACGCCGGCGUCGAGGAUGGCAAGCGCCGCGGCGGCGGCGGCGGCGGCGGCGAUGAGUCGGACAACGGGUCGGACUACUCGUCGUCGUGCGGCAGCCCACGGGUCACCGUCGCCGCCGCCGCCGGCGGGAGCCAGCCCAGCUCCUACACCCAGCAGUGGCCGCAGAGCUACAGGCAGUCGAUUGACAUGUACAGUAGCGUCCAGUCGCCGAACCUGAGCUUCCUGGGCACUCCGACGCUGAGCAGGCUGUCCAACUCUUUCCUGACGGCCUCAUUCCGGGGCAAGCCGCCGGAGAUCAUCUCCGGCCUCAUCAAGCCGCUGCUUCCGACGACGGCAGCCGACGGUGGCGGCGGCGACGAAGGCGACGGCCGGCAACAGCACCAUGAGGAUGGCAGGAAGAGCUCGCAGUACCUCCUGCCGCCGAGGAGGCCGUCGUCUCUGCACAAGAUCCCCGAGGACCAGAAGCCGUUGGUGGUUGGCCACCACGAGGUUGGGCCCUACCGGCAGUGUACCUACACUCAGGGUGUCAUGAACGGAGUAAAUGUCCUGUGUGGUGUGGGGAUCCUAUCAACGCCUUAUGCUGUCAAGCAAGGUGGCUGGCUUGGGCUGACUAUACUGGCUCUGAUGGCUGUGUUGGCAUGGUACACUGGCAUCCUGCUCAAACGCUGCCUGGACAGCAAAGAAGGCCUUGAGACCUACCCAGACAUCGGCCAUGCAGCCUUUGGCACCACUGGUCGCAUCGUCAUCUCGAUAAUUCUGUACAUGGAACUGUAUGCCUGUUGCAUUGAGUAUUUAAUAUUAGAGAGCGAUAAUUUGUCGAAAUUGUUUCCGAAUGCACACCUUACCAUUGGGACCUUCACAUUAAACGCACAUGUCUUAUUCGCAAUCCUUACUACGCUGGUUGUCAUGCCAACAACUUGGCUUUGCGACCUUAGCUGUCUAAGCUUCAUUUCAGCUGGAGGAGUGAUUGCAUCUAUAGUCAUUGUUGCUUGCCUGUUCUGGGUUGGACUUGUUGAUCACAUUGAGGCCAAUGAUGGAGGGACGGCACUGAAUCUCCCAGGAAUCCCCAUUGCCAUUGGGUUGUAUGGCUACUGCUACUCAGGUCAUGGAGUGUUCCCUAACAUCUACACUUCCAUGAAGAAACGCAGUCAGUUCCCCGCUGUUAUUUUCUCCUGCAUUGCAUUAUCUACCUUUUUGUUCGCUGGUGCUGCAAUUAUGGGGUACAUAAUGUUUGGUGAAUCAACAGAAUCUCAGUUCACAUUAAACUUGCCAUCAAAUCUGGUAGCUUCCAAGAUUGCCGUCUGGACAACGGUGACAAAUCCAAUAACAAAAUAUGCACUUACCAUGACUCCUCUUUCCCUGAGUAUGGAGGAGCUGCUACCUCCUAAUCGGCAGACAUACCCUAACAUUGUCAUGCUUAGAUCAGCACUUGUGCUAUCUUCCCUUAUUGUGGCUCUCUCUGUUCCAUUCUUUGGACUUGUUAUGUCACUAGUUGGGUCGUUCCUCACCAUGUUUGUGGCAUAUAUUCUACCAUGUGCCUGCUUCUUGGCCAUCCUCAGGAGAACAGUGACUUGGUAUCAGGUACUAUUAUGCGCGUUCAUCAUUGUUGUUGGGCUCUGCUGCGCGGGUGUGGGCACAUACUCGUCUUUAUCUAAGAUAAUCCAAAAGUACAAAUGAAUGCAUGCUUUUCUAGCAUCAUUGUUUCAAGAGGAAAUGUUUUCACCAAGUUUGAUGUCGAGUUAUAUAUAUUAAUAUAUAGUAUGUAAUCUCAAAGGUGUAUUAGUUUGAGGUGCUUUGCAUAAGGAGGACAUGAAGGUGAACUCACCAUUUUGUUUGUCCAUGUGUAAUUCUUGUUAGUCAUAAGAUUGGCGUAUUCAA